Molecule: messenger RNA, 1912 nt
Organism: Effrenium voratum
Lineage: Eukaryota; Dinophyceae; Suessiales; Symbiodiniaceae
Source: the annotation of a GenBank genome assembly
GUCUCUCAAGGCUGCCAAGCAUCGAAUGGCGAGCCAUGAAAAGCCGCUAUGCCGGCUAGUGCUGUACAUUGAGCCUCUCAUUCAUGUGGCUCUGCGCAUCCGCGCAGAGCGAAGCCAAGAAGAUGUCUCUCACGAUGCCAGCCGGUUCCUGGCAGCGCUGUCGGCGGAGAGCUACCUCCAGCUGGCUUUACUAGCUGACGCAGCUGUGGAAGUCGGGGACCUCUUGCGGGUGGCAGACGCGGGUGCUGGCAUGAACACGGCGGAGCUCAUCACAUGCGUCCAAGACUUUGAGAAGCGCAUCAGUUACUUGUUCUUGCACGGCGGGGUCUUCAGCUCAUCCGGCUUCACUGCGUGGGCGCUCCACGUGCUGCGACAGCGGUACAGCUUUGCAGUUGCAGGCACGCAGCGGGAGUUUGGGGGCCCGCAGUUGCCAGGCGAGGCAGUCAAGGAGCGGUGUCUACGCCGCAUGCAGGCCUGGCACAAGGUGGUGAACUCCGUGCUCCACGCCGUGUUCCCGGACUGGGAGCUUGCUGCGGCGUUCCAUGUGUUUGCCUUGGAUGGACCAGAGGACGCCAGGCGACCAACGCCAGGCAGCGAGGCAGAGAAGCACUUCCUACGUCUGGCAAAAGCUUUCCAGUUGGACGCAGGCGAGCUUGUUCGUCAGCUGCUUGCCACCCAAGUGCCUGCGCGCAGGAUCUUUGCCAGCAGAUGCUCAGAAGCCUCGGCGGGUUUUGGCCCAGCGUGGGCGCAAGCCGUGUGGCACGCGCAGAAGUUGGGGAGGCCGGUGGCUGCGCUGCAGGCAUGCUUGCAGCGCUACUUGGCCUUUGCAAUCAGCACCUGUGGCCUUGAGAGACGCUUCUCGCGGCAAGCGUGGUCUUUUGGAAAGUCUGCUGACCACCAAUCCCUGGCGCUGCACGUGGCCAAAGCGAAGCUCCUGACGGAUUACCAGGCGGCAGAGGAAGACGCCAUCAUCCAGAAGGCGCAGGAGGUUUGGAUGCAGCGGCACAGCCCAGCCAGGGAGUCCACUGGCCCUAGGUUUCACAAGGGUCAGCGCCAGGGGCCUCGAAAAGGCCGCACGCUGGCGGGCUUCUUGCGGUUGGGGGAUUUCUGGACAGAGAAGCACGCAGAGGAAGUUGCUUUCCAGCAGCAGAAGCAGGUGCGACUGGCCCAAGAGGCUCAUGAGCUGGGAGCCCUGCUGCCCGGAGAUGUGCCAGAUGAAGUUCUAGACGCAGCUCCUGAAGCAGAGCGCCGGCGACAAGCCAAUGCUCGUCAGCGGGCGCGGCAGACAAGCAAGCGUGCGGCUGCUCUACAAGGCGCAUUGCCAGACCUGACAGGGAGAGUUGUGUUCGUGCCGCCGGGCAUGCCCUCAUUGCAGCGGCUGGCAAGUGAGCGCGGUUUCCAGCUCACCGACCGCAGGGCUCAGGCCACCGUGUUUCUUGCAGAGUCCUUGGAAAGCAUGUCGGAGAGAACUUGGGCGGCAGCGGUGCUUUGCGGAGGCAGCGUCAUGACCUGGGACACCUUGCAGGAGAUGCAAGGGCCGUGCGUUUCUUGGCAGAAGGCCUUGGACACAAGGCGCCGCGUGUACUGGACCCAGGCAGCUCAGAAGCACAGCCCGCAGCUGCACCAGCUGGUCGUGGAGAUGGCGAAGACGGCGAGGCGCUGGAAGAUGCUGGAUGGCCAAGAAGACUUCGAGCAGCAGAAAGUGGAAGCGGCCGCCAGGAAGCAGAGCCCCGCCGUUCUCGCCGUGACACGGCCGUCAGAGAAGAAAGGUCUUCUUGAAGUGCUGGUUGCACGUGGUGCCAAGGGACAAAGGUCCACGCUCAGCACUCACAUCCAAACUCCCAAGGAGUUUUUCCAGUUCAUUGCAAAGCAAGAUCCACAGCGAUGUUGCACGGGUGUUUGCGGAUAUUGA